Messenger RNA from Choloepus didactylus (southern two-toed sloth), 438 nucleotides. Its product is annotated as transcription initiation factor TFIID subunit 12-like. Gene Ontology annotation, biological process: RNA polymerase II preinitiation complex assembly; DNA-templated transcription initiation. The transcript has a single exon. Gene Ontology annotation, molecular function: protein heterodimerization activity; TBP-class protein binding; DNA binding. NCBI's taxonomy places the organism in Eukaryota, Metazoa, Chordata, Mammalia, Pilosa, Megalonychidae. Gene Ontology annotation, cellular component: transcription factor TFIID complex; SLIK (SAGA-like) complex; SAGA complex. The record is from RefSeq and is a predicted model, not a curated record. Bases 1 to 438 code for a protein of 145 amino acids.
AUGAACCAGCCUGACCCCUCAGCUCUAAUUAACCUUUCCAAUUUCUCAUCCAUAAAACUGGAACUAGCCAGCACUCCUUCACAAGGCCACCUGGUCAAUAGCACUACAGGAAUAAAGAUACCAGGCACUCCUGGAACAGGAGGUUGUCUCAGCCCUGCAAACAAUCAUGUUUUGACCAAGAAGAAAUUUCAGGACUCAGUAAGAGAAGUGGAUCCUAAUGAGCAGUUGGAUGAAAAUGUGGAGGAGAUGCUGCUGCAGACUGUCAAAGGUUUUAUCAAAAGGGUGGUAACAGCAGCCUGCCAGCUUGCUCAGCAUCUCAAGUCCAGCACCCUGGAGGCGGAAGAUGUCCAACUGCAUCUAGGGUACCAGUGGAACAGGAGGAUCCCAGGAUUUGGCUCUGAAGAAAUCCAACCCUACAAAAAAGCUUGCACUACAUAA